CCUACAGUCAUCUCCUUCUCCUUUGAUGUGGGGAAUGGUCCCGUGGAAUUGGCCGUCCAUUCACCCACGCCCCUCAAUGACGACCAAUGGCAUCGGGUCAUGGCAGAGCGGAACGUGAAGGAGGCGGUGCUACAACUGGAUCUGAACUAUAGGGAAGCUCGUCCCGCCCCUCCACAGGGACACACACGGCUAGAGCUGUUUAGUCAGCUUUAUGUGGGUAAGAGAAAAAGAGAGAUACACACACACACACACACACACACACACCAACAUAAAAAUAGUACAAUACUGUACUAUUGCAUUUACAUUUCAUUCAUCAGUCAUUAUAUUUUAACUUUGCAAAGUUCAAUAAGUUGGCGAUAUAGUUUGUGCCAGUAUAACAUUAUGAAGACCCACAGUGUCUUUAUAUUCCCUUAAGUAGGUUCUCUGAAGCUUAGACACGACUGAUGAUAAUGAAGAUAAGACAUCACACUGUUUCACACACACACACACACAAAGUUAAAGAAUUAUGUAAAACUAACCUAAUUCACUUAGCCCUGACUCUCACUUUAUGACCGUGUUUGAGUAUUAACAGUUGCUGAGGAUUAAGACUUUUCAACUGCACACAGAGACAAUGAAUUGUCCUCAUUAUGCCCCACAGAAUGGCUCGACAUUUUCAUUGUGAUAUUCCUCCGCUCCCUCUCUUCUCGACACAAUGACUGUGAAGGUCAUUAGGAGAACAGAAGUUAAAGAUGGCUUUAUCUCUAUCUCUUCUUUUCCCUCUAUCUCACCCUGCUUUAUAUGGCUGCGGACCUGCCAAUACUUUAACACUGACGACAGGGAAUAAAACUGGAUUUAGGAUGGAGGGAAAAACUGCUGAGCUUGAAUUAUAUUAUAUUUCCUCCUUACUCUUUCUCUCUCUGGCUCUGAAAAGGUAUUUUUCUCUGAGAAACACUUCUAAAUUCCAAUCAGACAUUCCAAAGUCAGAUAGUUCUGAAUACCAAAAACACAUUUUAAAUUCCAUCGUCUCAUCAGUUUUUGGUGGUUUGGAUGGAAGAACAUUAUCACAUUGCAGAUUCCUGAAUGGCCGUUGAGACUAAUAAAGUUGUAUUGAAUUGAAUUGAAUUGAAGUAAAUAGAAUCGGUCCUUAUAUGCCACCGUUAACCAUACAGCCAUACAGGAAGAUAUUGAUUUGUGAUGGGAAACUUUAAUACCAGCUUAUAAAGAGUGAUAAAACUCACAGUAGACUUCUCCCCCACUAUCUCAUCUGCAUGUACAGUAGGUUUCAGGGGAACCAACUCGUUGAAUUACCCGUCAGGGAUCAAUCUAUCAAUCUAAUCGACAUCAGAUCAUCAACUUAACACAAUCAGUUCUUCCAUCACCUCCAUACAGCCAUGGGACCUAUUGGUUUAUACUGGAUCAGAGAGCGGUAUAAAUCUGACUGUGUGCUAGGCUAGGCCGCUGCCUCUCUAGUAGCUCAUCUGCAUGUGUCAGAGCAGCGAGGGUAUUUGCCUGGUCGGGGGAAAUUGAAUCAGGCUCAGAUGGGAUCUGCAGUGGGUGUGAUUUGCAUUCUAAAGCUGGUGUUUAAGCACAGAGGUACAGGGGAGAACACACCCCAAUAUCUCACUUAGGUGGUCCCUACAUUAUCUCGAUUAUUUAGAGUUUAUAUUAUAUGUUAUGUUUAAAAUGUUAUAUCAUAUUGCAUUAUUUCCUAUAUUUUCUGCAUGUUUUCGCUCACUUUCUCUUUCAUUUUCCAUGUUUUUCCUUUCCUGUUCUCUUUGUUUCUCUUUUUUAUUCAUUCCAUGUUCUCCUCGUCUCCCGUGUGUGUGACGGGCUCGGUCACUGCAUGUGCAUGUGCGUGUGCAUGUGUGUGUGUGUGUGUGUUUGUGAUGCAACUGUCACAGGGAAGCCAGCUUCGUUGACCUGCCAAGACAGUAGGUAACAUUUAAUAAAACUAGAUACAUAAAUAUGCAUGAUGAUUUUCAGUUCAUAUCCAUGCAGUCUUUUCCCAUUGACAUUCAUACAGUGCCACUGGUAGUUAUUUUGGACUGUGUCCAUGCCUGCUAAUGUCUCUCCUGGCCUUGGUUUGCUUAGUUUGGCUCAGAGAAAGAAGGUAUUCUAGAGGUCCACACUGGCCUAAUGGAUGGUGUGAGUGUAUGUGUCCCUCUAGGCAUUGCUGUCCUAAUGAAUAUAAUAUGCUAGUUCAUUAGCACAUCAUUACAGAGUAAUUUACCCUAUGGAGACAGAGAGAGGCCAGGAGGAGUGCACCACACACACACACACACAUAUACAUACAUACACACACACACAACACUGAUGUGGGCAACUCCAGUCCUGGAGGGCCACAGUGUCUGCCUGAUGUAAUCUCUACCUUUUAAUCAAAGCCUGAUGUAGACCUGGGUGUGUGAUAUCUCCAGCCAAUCAGCCACACUAAUUGAUCAAUUAAGUGCUAAUGUUAGGUUAGAUAGGGCUGGAGCGCCUCUCCUCUGGUCUGUUAAAUCACUGUGACCAUCAACUGUCAUAUAUCCCUAACUCAACCUCAAGGGAAAUUAUCUCUAUUCCUAUUCCAAAAAAGUAUCUCUCUCUGUACUCUCUUCUCUCUCUCUUUUCUCUAGGUGCAGCGGGGGGUCAGAGGGGGUUUCUGGGAUGUAUCCGCUCCCUCAGGAUGAAUGGCGUGACCCUUGACCUUGAGGAGAGGGCA
Coregonus sp. 'balchen' is the source of this 2677-nucleotide messenger RNA. The record is from the annotation of a GenBank genome assembly. Lineage: Eukaryota; Metazoa; Chordata; Actinopteri; Salmoniformes; Salmonidae.